AUUCUGGCAUUUGUCUUUUCGCUCUCGAUGCGGCGAACAUUGCGUCGAGAUUUCGACCGAAUAGGACGAAAUCCUUUAAUGCGAGAUAUGGUGAUCUUAGUUGGACUGAGUUGUUUACUUCCUGUAAUACUAGCUCUUCUAGAUGCUUCUCCUGCCGUCGGUCUGCCAUCUGAUAAAUUAUACCGAGUGAAGAGACAGGAAACAGAUUUCAAAUGUCCUCUGCAAGAUGGCUUAUUUGCAGAUCCGGAGACUUGCAAGAAGUUCUACAUUUGUUCCGGCUUCUACCCUUUCUCACAAAAUUGUCCCUCGUCGCUCUACUUCGAUGACGUCAAGAAAUUUUGCACUCGGAAGACAAAGCAGCUGGUGUGCGGACCCACCGAUUCUCCACAACCUACCGACUCCACAACUCCAGAUCCUUCAGCAAUUCCUGAAUGUGACCCAGCAGCCUGCGUUUUGCCCGAUUGCUUCUGCAGCUCCGAUGGAACCCGAAUACCAGGAGGCCUAGAACCUACGGAAACUCCUCAGAUGAUUCUACUGUCCUUCGACGGGGCGAUUAAUUCUCUGAAUUUUGAUCAUUAUCGAUUGCUUCUGAAUAAAUCCAGGACAAACCCUAAUGGUUGUCCCAUCAAGGGUACGUUUUUCGUCAGUCACGAGUACACGAGCCAUUACCACGUGCAGAAGUUCUACGCAGACGGCCAUGAAAUUGCAAUACAUUCAAUCAGCAAUCGCUCUCCCGAAGAAUGGUGGGAGAAGGCUUCGUACGAAGAUUACGCCGAAGAAAUGGUGGGGCAGAGAGAGAUCUUGCACAUGUUCGCUAAUGUUUCCCGAGAUUCUUUGUUGGGAAUGAGAGUUCCUUAUUUGCAUCCGGGAGGAAACGAAAUGAUGAGUAUGGCGUACGACUACGACUUCGUUUACGACUCUUCCAUCACCGUCCCCAAGACGUAUACCCCUAUCUGGCCCUACACUUUGGAUUACAGGAUUCCACACAAGUGCAUGCAGGGCUCGUGCCCUACUCGAUCUUUCCCUGGUUUGUGGGAAAUACCUCUGAACACGCUGUUCAGCGAGGAUGGGACGGGCGGCAUGUGCAGUCUGGCGGACCAGUGUGUUUUUCAAGAGAACGAUGAUGAAUCCGUUGAGCAGUUUUUGAAGGAUAACUUCAACAGGCAUUAUAAUACAAACCGAGCACCGCUGGGUCUGUAUUUUCACGUUAAUUGGUUUACCGAUCGAAACAAGACUAAAGUCCUCUUAAACUUUGUGGACAACCUACUGUCAAAGAACAAGGACGUGUGGUUUGUGACAAUGCAAGAGCUGGUAUCUUGGAUGCGACAACCAACCAAAGUAACCAAUCUCAAUUCUUUCGCUCCUUGGGCCUGCGAAAAAAGGGAAAGCUCUUGCAAUCUACCCAAAAACUGUCCAGUCCCUUUCGUACAGGAGGGCUUUCAGGAGAUGAGAUACAUGCAGACUUGUGCAAAAUGCCCUCCAAAGUAUCCUUGGGUAGGUAACUUUGAAGGCGCUCAAGAGGGUCAUAAGAUUAUAGACCUAACACGUGACGUUGAAGAAGAAAGCAAGAAGAGAUGAAUGAAAGAUAGAGGACGUAACUAGCUGGUAAAAAAAUUGCCAGCUGGGAAAAAAUUGUCUCCUGCAUGUCAAAGAAAGAAAUCGUUUCGAUUGUUCAAUAGCAAAUAUAUGUUUUAUAACAAUGUAUAUUACUUGUUUUUAUAUACAAUCAAAUCUCCUUUUUUUUAUAACAAUGUAUAUUACUUGUUUUUAUAUACAAUCAAAUCUCCUUUUUUUAUAACAAUGUAUAUUACUUGUUUUUAUAUACAAUCAAAUCUCCUUUUCAGGUCACUCAGCCUUAUUAGGUCAGAGAUUUUUCUUGCCACCAAUUCUUCUAUUUCGUUUCUAUAUAAUAUACACCGUCUCCAUAAAAGUCCUUACUUGGCCUUUAUUUUCGCAACCGUUGGUUGGAGACAUAUACUUACAUUUACAGAACAGUUUUAAAUGAUACAAAUAUAUAGUUUUUGUACUUUUUAAUUAAAAGAAAUAAAUUUUGUAAAAUUUACGAAAAAGAACGCUUUAUUAGCAACACUUAAAUAUAGGAAAAUUAUAUACAUAAAAUGCAAAAGGUAUGGAUCCCGUACGACAAAAAUUGACUCAGAUAUUUAUUUCCUUUUAAAUUUGGGGAUCAUAUUCAGGGGUCGUACACAAAUUAGAAAGCGAAAUGCUUGUGUUUGUUCGUAACUGAAAGAAAAAUGUCAGUUUAGAAAAUAUAUCUGAUAUUAGGAAGUUAAGCGACGAGCAAUUCUAUGCAGAUUUUCAUGAAAAAUAUUGAUCAGUAUAAUUUUAUUCAAAAAGGCACUGUUGCUCACAGAAUGUUGUAGAAUUCAUGUUCUAGAAAACACUACCGUGCUUAGUAUUAUUAUUAUAAAUUAUUAGCAGAAAACACUACCGUGCUUAGAAAUCAAUCAGAUAAUUUAAUCACUAAAAUCAAUUAACAAAACCAAAAUCUGUCAAUCAAGAAGACAAUCAAAUAUGAACUCCGCAUUUCCUUAGGGAAGCAAGUAGAUAUGCUUUCCAGGUUCCAUUGCAACUUCUUUCGUAAUUCCAUCACUGCCUUCCGAAUGGGGGAAGAAAUUCUUUACAUAUUUUACCAGUUUCUCCUCCAUUUCCUGACAAGUAGCGAACACAUUUCUAUUUGAGGAAGAAAACUUAAAGUUAUAUUUAGAAUUUUCUACAUCCAAUGUAGAUAUAUUUUGAAAUUUAUUAGGCGGAUGAAUAACUUCUGAUAAUAUUGUUAGUUUUAGUUUUGUUUUUUAUUUGUUCUCUUCCUAUAGUUAUAGUCGUAAGAGUGAUUAUAAUUGCUUUGUUUUAUUCAGUUAUAACUUGUUUAAUUCUAUACAAUAUUUAAUGUUAGUUAAAUACAAUAACUUAAUUGAAUAUACAUAAUUAAGUACAAUAUUAUUUAAGUGUAAUUAAUAAUUCUUAAUUUUAAAAAAUUUAAAUUAUUAACUAAUGCAAUACUUAAUAAUAAAUUACACAAUAUUUGAAUUUAAUUAUUAAUUAAAUCAGUAUUAAUAGCAGAUUAUACAAAAUUUUAUGAUAAAUUAUACAAUAUUAAUUAAGCUAAAUAUUGCAUUUAAUUAGUAUUUAAUAAUAAAUUAGAAUUAUAAAUUAUCUUGUAUUUAUUGAGAGAAUUAGACAUUCGAUUCAGCCGCUUAUCAUUCGAUUGUCGGUAAAUAUAGUUAGCUGGUCAUUUAAGUUGGAUUUGAAUGAAUGAUUAAAAGAUUAAGAAUUGGAAGAUCUGUAUCAUCUUUAGUUUUACAAAGAGCAUUGCUAGUUUUGGAACCUAAGGUCUCUGUAAUUGAUGGAAGUUCGUAAUGUUAGUGCGAGGAAAUUUCAUAGAAAGGGCCGAACAAAAACUCAUUUUAAACAGUUUAGAAAUCGCUAAAAUGUACACACUGCCUAUUGAAAAGCAAUUUCAGAAAAUGCGAAAUUUUGUAGAAUUGGAUCAAUAGUUAGUAAAGAAAUCAAACAUCAGUUUCAAGGUAUUUUAAUCUUGAUUAGUAUUAUGAUAAGUGUCAUCUUGAAAGUGUUUUAAAAUGUACUUUAGUACUUAAUAUAGAUUAUUAUUUAUAGUUAUGCUUUACUUAUUUAAAUAUUUUGCUGUUUUGUUCCAAAAAGCCUUUUGUUUUUACAACUCCAGAUGAAACGUCAUUCUGGAAAAGCCAGUUUUUCGUGUUCCACAUGUGACCCUUUAAGGAGGUUUGACUGCAUUGUUAUCAGCGUUUCUGUUACGUGAACAUUUAUAAUUAAUGAGACGUUUGGCAAAGCUUUUUAUUGUAAAAAAUUGUUAUCAGAUUUGUUUCAUUUAUUUUAUAAGAAUAAUAGACCUUAUCGAAAUUUCUAUGGCGAAACAUUUUAUUAUAAAAAUUGUUAUGAUGUAUUAUAUCUCUGUUAAAUGAAUAUUAGGCCUUAUCAGCAUCUCUAUUACAAGAACUUUAGUUCUUAUCAGUGUAUUUUUUACAGGAGCAUUUAUGAUUAAUGAGCUAAAUGACAAAAUGUUUUAUUACAAAAAUCGUUCUCAGUUUUAUUACAUCUCACUUGCAGGAACAUUAAAUCUCAGCUUCUCAAUUAACUAAACUUUAUGAUUAAUGGUGAAAUAUUUUAUUAUAAAAUUUAUUCUAUUUUAUUGCAUCUGUGUCCUUAACUGAUCCUAUCAGAAACUCUUUUUCAGGAGUAUUAUAUAUAAGCAGCAUUUCUUUAUACUAAAAUUUAUGAUUGAUGAGAUAAAUGGCGAAAUGUUUUAUUAUAAAAAAUUGUUUUAAGUUUUAUUGCAUCUCUGUUAGGAUGAAUGAGCUAAAAUAGUGAAAUGCAUGGAAAUUAUUCUCAGUUUUAAAGCAAAAGUGUUGUUUCUGUGUAUAAAUGCUAUUACUUACAUAAUAUGCACACUGGUCGCUUGCUGAUUGUCCUUGAAACUUAUGUGCAUUUCGACUCAAUAAUCAAUAUGUACAUUUUUCUCUAAGGAAUGUUUCUCUUAGCAUUUUUUCAAACUUUAAACCUGAAACGAAGCUGUUUUGAAGAAUUCAAAAUGCUUCAAGUCAUGUAAUAUACUGAUAGCAGUAUUCUUCAAAGUAAGUUGUCUGUACAAAAUUCGAAUUUUGUGUGAAUUUUUUGUUUCUGUGAACGCAAAACAUGGAUUGUAUUUGCAUCUUACAGCUAGAGAUUUUUGGUUUUUAUUCAUAUAUGGCAUAACUGCAUACAUAAAUUUUAUUUUUGUACCCAUUAUUUUGUACAAAUAAAACUUUAUUUUUCAAACAGUGA
Messenger RNA from Stegodyphus dumicola, 4821 nucleotides. RefSeq names its product chitin deacetylase 7-like. The record is from RefSeq and is a predicted model, not a curated record. NCBI's taxonomy places the organism in Eukaryota, Metazoa, Arthropoda, Arachnida, Araneae, Eresidae. Gene Ontology annotation, biological process: carbohydrate metabolic process. Gene Ontology annotation, molecular function: chitin binding. Gene Ontology annotation, cellular component: extracellular region.